Daldinia decipiens is the source of this 1773-nucleotide messenger RNA. Its product is annotated as cytochrome P450. Lineage: Eukaryota; Fungi; Ascomycota; Sordariomycetes; Xylariales; Hypoxylaceae. The coding region runs from base 67 to 1650 and encodes 527 amino acids. The transcript has 7 exons. Gene Ontology annotation, molecular function: monooxygenase activity; heme binding; oxidoreductase activity, acting on paired donors, with incorporation or reduction of molecular oxygen. The record is from RefSeq and is a predicted model, not a curated record.
CUAACACAUUCCCACGUACACUCACAUCAUCUUCCCCUAGCAGACCUUUCCUUGCUUGAUUUGACGAUGGUGUCUGCCGUUCUUACUUUAGUGGUUGUUCUAUUAGGUGUCAUUAUACUAAGGUUCACCAGAUUUCUCUCAUCCGGAAGAAAAAGAUCACACCCAUUGCCUCCAGGUCCCAAACCAUGGCCUGUUGUGGGCAACAUCUCAGACAUGCCACGACCUGGGUUUCCAGAAUGGGAACACUGGUUGAAGCAUAAUGACCUUUACGGACCUAUCAGCUCCGUGACUGUGAUGGGAACGAAUAUGGUGCUUCUACAUUCGGCUCGGUUGGCCUUAGAGCUUUUAGAAAAGCGUUCGGCGAUCUAUUCUUCAAGACCACGUAUGGUAUUUGGAGGAGAGAUGUGCGGAUGGGAGAACAUGACAGCUAUCAUACCCUACGGAAAUCACCUUCGCGCUCACCGAAAAUGCAUGUUCGCUGUACUUGGGACGAAAAGCGCCGUGGCACGCUUCUGUCCGUUGCAAAACGCCGAGGUGAAGCGUUUUUUAUUGCGCAUUCUAGGAAACCCACAAGAUAUUGACAAGCACGCCCUGUCUUUAUCAGGUGCUAUUAUCCUAAAGCUGACUUAUGGGUACACGAUCGAGCUCCAUACGUUCGAUCCCCUUGUCGACCUUGCAGAUAGACUUAACGAGCAGUUCGCAGCAGCCACGGUGCCAGGUGCCUGGCUUGUAGAUGUGAUACCAGCUCUUCGGUAUCUCCCAAAUUGGAUGCCCGGGGCAGGAUUUAAGAAAACGGCCAAAAUAUGGAAGGCAACGCUUUUAGAAUUCGUGGACAAACCAAAUAAAUUUGUCCACAAACGGAUGGCACAGGGUGACCACAAACCCAGUUUUGUAUCCUCACUAUACGAGCAAGCAGGCGACUUAGCAACCAGUGACGAAGAAGACCUGAUAAAAUGGAGCGCUGUUUCCCUAUAUGCCGCAGGUGCUGAUACUAGUGGCACUACAGUAACAAAUUUCUUCCUUGCCAUGCUGUUAUAUCCAGAAGUUCAAGUAAAGGCCCGAGAAGAGAUAGAUCGCGUCAUUGGAACACAUAGGCUUCCAACCUUUGACGACCGACAGAACCUCCCAUACAUAGAAACAGUUGUGACAGAAGCCUUCCGCUGGCACCCGGUCGGGCCCCUCGGCGUGCCUCGUGUGGCAACCGAGGACGAUAUAUGCGACGGCUAUUUUAUUCCCAAAGGCGCGCUAGUUAUUGCGAAUAUAUGGUGGUUCACCCACGACCCAGAGUCAUAUCCCAAUCCGGAAUCCUUCAAUCCCUCUUGUUACGUUGGCCCCGAUCCCUGCCCCGAUCCGCGCGACUUCGUCUUUGGAUUUGGGCGGCGCACCUGUCCCGCCAUGCUGCUCGGGGAGUCGUCUGUCUGGCUAGCCAUUGCUUGUACCCUUGCAGUGUUUGACAUAGCUAAACCAGUGGUGGCUGAAACGGGCGAGGUAAUUGAACCAGAGGCAAGGUUCACAGCGGGCACUGUCAGCCAGCCAUUUCCAUUCCAGGCCAGCAUCAAGCCCAGGAGUGCUGGACACGAAGCAUUGAUCCGGCAGGCAGAUGCUUUAAAAGCCGGGACCAGAAGUGACUCGGAGGACUUGCCUUGCUAGAAUUAAAUGCCUAGAAAUAUAAUGCGGCCGCAACAUGUGUACAGCAUGAGCUUAACCACCACUAUCAUGACUAAACCCCGAAGGUAAAGUAAGCAAUGUAUUAUACAAUGUAUUAUAUUCCGG